Molecule: messenger RNA, 1929 nt
Organism: Bolinopsis microptera
Lineage: Eukaryota; Metazoa; Ctenophora; Tentaculata; Lobata; Bolinopsidae
Product: putative ankyrin repeat protein RF_0381
Exons: 7
Coding region: 13-735 (240 amino acids)
Molecular function (GO): protein binding
Source: RefSeq, a predicted model, not a curated record
CUGGCAGCAGAUAUGACCGUCACCUCGUCAAUGAGGCACUGCAUAAUGAUGGGCUAUAACGAUGUCUUCAAACAGAAAGCCAACAUGUUCAGUGAGCAUCUUAGGGAUGGUGAUAUGAUAAACGACUCUUAUAUGCACGACGCAGCACGAUUCAACAACAUUUAUGCUCUGGAAUUAUUACUGGAGAAAGGGUGUAUUGACCCGUCACGACAAAACGUGGGAGGUAACACGCCGCUACACGUAGCAGCAUAUAACGGUCACAAUGAAAGUGUAGAGAUGCUUCUCAGCAACAAAUCCGACCCCUCCGUCAUUAACGAGAAAGGAGAGUUGCCGCUACACAGGGCUGUGUCACGUGGCCAUAUUGAUACUGUCAAACUACUGAUCCCUGUUUCUGACAUCAACAUCACUUGCAAGGAUAACGUAUCAGCACUGCACACUGCAGCUCGGACCGGUAACGUGGACAUGAUAACACUACUUAUGAACAACGGGGCUGACACCAAACUACUCGACUCUAAGAACAGAUCAGUGCUACAUUACGGCGCGGUAUCAGGCGACAUACCAACCCUAGCUUUUCUUGUUAAGGCUGGCUUAUCAGUAACGUCUGUUGAUAACAACAACAGGAAACCUCGCAACACUGCUUUUAAUAACGAAGCUAUACAGUUUCUCAUCCAGUGCGAACAGGUUGCUGACCAACAAGAUGACCUGAUAUCUGUGUGUGACUCUCAAAUCAGUUAGAUCACAUUUUGUUGAAGGAUCACGUGUUCUAAUGUUCUUGUCACCUGGAGCUGGACUCCCGGGACUUCUUAGUGGGAAGUUGUGUUACUAUGGUAACUAGCAGUGUACCUAUGGUAACUUCUUAGUGGGAAGUUGUGUUACUAUGGUAACUAGCAGUGUAUCUAUGGUAACUUCUUAGUGGGAAGUUGUGUUACUAUGGUAACUAGUAGUGUAUCUAUGGUAACUUCUUAGUGGGAGGUUGUGUUACUAUGGUAACUAGCAGUGUACCUAUGGUAACUUCUUAGUGGGAGGUUGUGUUACUAUGGUAACUAGCAGUGUAUCUAUGGUAACUUCUUAGUGGGAGGUUGUGUUACUAUGGUAACUAGCAGUGUACCUAUGGUAACUUCUUAGUGGGAAGUUGUGUUACUAUGGUAACUAGCAGUGUAUCUAUGGUAACUUCUUAGUGGGAGGUUGUGUUACUAUGGUAACUAGCAGUGUACCUAUGGUAACUUCUUAGUGGGAAGUUGUGUUACUAUGGUAACUAGCAGUGUAUCUAUGGUAACUAUGUAGUAACUAUGGAGUUGUGUUGUUAUAAUCAUAUUUUCCACCUUUUCUACCCGACUUUCUUACAAGGCAGUUGGAAGAGGGAAACAUGUUAUUUUGUGUUGUAACUAGUAACCAAAGUAAGUAACAGUUGAACUGAUAGACUAUGUGAUGAAGAGUGCACUCAGAACUGCGAACUGGGAACUUUAAUAUGUAAAAAUAUCCAACAACACUAACAGAAAAGACUUGUAUUAUAAAAUGUUAAGGGUGAUUAUGGCUGUUAUUAUAGUGUUAUGCAAUGGCUACCAACCGACUGUCCUUGGAGUAUCGCCCAAAUAGAUUAAAUAAUUGUUCAUCACGCCUUUCAAUAGCAAUAUCAAAUAUUAAUAUAAGUCAGAGUAGUGCGAAAAUCUUUUCAUUUGUUUCUGAAUUUGUUAAGAAUACAAAACAAGAAGUGAUUUACAUGGGGUGCCCAGGUAAGAAGUGAUAGCUGCAAUUAUGUUUUGUGAUGUUUUUCUGUGUCGCAUUAGUUGAUUAAUAGAUUAAAGUUGGUUUGUGUCCGCCUUUUUCAUCCAUUGUUAAUGGACACCGUUUAGAGGAAGCUUGCAAAUUGUAACGAAUUUGUAUUGCAUUUGUGUGAUUUUAAUCAUUAAUGUCUACAUUUACUCAAAU